This is a messenger RNA of Labeo rohita (rohu), 1685 nucleotides long. Its product is annotated as NACHT, LRR and PYD domains-containing protein 12. The record is from RefSeq and is a predicted model, not a curated record. The transcript has 6 exons. Lineage: Eukaryota; Metazoa; Chordata; Actinopteri; Cypriniformes; Cyprinidae. The coding region runs from base 161 to 1279 and encodes 372 amino acids. Gene Ontology annotation, molecular function: protein binding.
UGGCUGUGGUUUUGAUGAAACAUGCUGUGAAACUGUGUCUUCGGCUCUACAAUCGUCAAACUCUCAUCUGACAGAGCUGGAGCUGAGUAAUAAUCACCUGCAAGAUUCAGGAGUGAAGCUGAUUUAUGAUGGACUGAACAGUCCAAACUCUAAGCUGAAGAUGUUGAGGCUGUCUGGGUGUAAACUCACUGCUCAGUCCUGUGAAAGUUUAUCUGCAGCUCUACAGAACUCAAAGUCUGUCCUGAGAGAACUGGAUCUGAGUAACAAUGACCUACUGGAUUCUGGAGUGAUGCUUCUUUCUGAAGGACUGAAGAGUAAAAACUCUAAGAUGGAGAUGUUGGGAUUGUCCACAUGUAAUCUCAUUGCUCAGUCUUGUGGGAGUUUGUCAUCAGUUUUGAAAUCCUCAAACUCUGUCCUGAGAGAACUGGAUCUGAGUAAAAAUGACCUGCAAGAUUCUGGAGUGAUGCUUCUUUCUGAAGGACUGAAGAGUCCAAACUGUCAGCUGGAGAUACUGAGGUUGUCUGGCUGUAUGGUGACAGAGGAAGGCUGUGGUUAUUUGUCUUCAGUUCUGAGUUCAAACCCCUCACACCUGAAAGAGCUGGAUCUGAGCUACAAUCACCCAGGAGAGUCAGGAGUCAAACUGCUCACCGAAAAACUGGAGGAUCCAAACUGCUCACUGAGCAAACUCAAUGUUGAUCAUGGAGGAGAAUCCAGGAUUACAGCAGGACUGAAGAAAUAUGCCUGUUUUCUCACACUGGAUCCAAACACAGCAAACAAUCAACUCAGACUGUCUGAGGAGAACAGAACAGUGACAUAUGUGGGAGAGAAACAGUUGUAUCCUGAUCAUCCAGACAGAUUUGAUUAUUAUUAUCAGGUGUUUUGUAGAGAGAGUGUGUGUGGAUGCUGUUACUGGGAGAUUGAGUGGAGUGGAUGUGUGUUUAUAUCAGUGUCAUAUAAGAGCAUCAGCAGGAAGGGACGGGGUUGUGAGUGCUGGUUUGGAUUUAAUGAUAAGUCCUGGAGUUUGAUCUGCACUCCUGACAGAUACUCAUUCAGACACAAUAAGAUAGAGACUGAUCUCUCUGUGAAGCCCAUCAUCAGGAGAAUAGGAGUGUAUGUGGAUGUGAGUGCAGGAACUCUGUCCUUCUACAGCGUCUCUGACACAAUGAGUCUCAUCCACACAGUUCAGACCACAUUCACUCUCACUCAGACAUUUACAUUCACUCAGACGCUCUGUGCUGGGUUUAGUGUUUAUCCUGGAUCAUCAGUUUCACUGUGUUGAUGAAUGAGAAUAGACUGAUGAGAGAUUGUACCCAUAAUGCUUUGAGCUGAUGAUGAAUCAGUAACAGUGAGAUGUUAUAGAGUCUCUUCAUCACAUGAAUAUGAACAUGAAUCAGAAUAAAUGUGUGUGAUAAAUCCUCAUAUAGACAGUAAGAUCAGUGUGUGUGUAAGUAUAUUCAUUUUAUUGUCGUGUCUCAUCAAUCAUUUGUUUUAUUAUGAUCAAAAUCAUCAUUCAGUUGAAUACAAACAUGAUUCAUGAACAUGUCAUUCAUUUCUUUCUAUUGUUUUUGCACAUAAAUAAUAAAACACAGUCACAAAUCAACCUGAAAUCAGAUUUUAAUUGAUGUUUGUAUCAUGAAUAUAAUCAAUUCCUCACAAGACUGAAAUGAGUUUCUGACAUGAUAAAA